AUGCGUGUCCUGAUCCCCGAUAACAUCUUGCUUGAUCCGUCUGCCCUGCGCCAUGCCUCGACAUCCAUGCCAUCCUCAUUCCCAAAGAUCCUAAUCAUUACAAAAGCGUCCAAGACGCAACGCCGCGCCGCCGCCGAGGGCGUGCCACAUCAGUCCACCCAUCAAGAGUCCGGUCUCAUGAUAGCGGACCUUGCCGUAGGGCAUAGUUUUGUAGGGGCGGAGGCGCUUUCCCAAUGUUCCAGCAGGCAAGACAAACCAAACAACCGAAAGAAGAAGGAAAAGCGGAAAAAGAGCUCGGCGGGCCGAUCUGGCCAAGACUGA
Messenger RNA from Colletotrichum orchidophilum, 321 nucleotides. RefSeq lists its product as uncharacterized. Lineage: Eukaryota; Fungi; Ascomycota; Sordariomycetes; Glomerellales; Glomerellaceae. The record is from RefSeq and is a predicted model, not a curated record. The coding region runs from base 1 to 321 and encodes 106 amino acids. The transcript has a single exon.